GGUUAUUUGUAAGAAUGCGUGGUUUUCGGUAAUUUAUAUAGUCCGACGCGACGCGAUGCUCCUACUUGGUUUUCACCAACAACACCGACAUAGUAGUAACCGUAUAUUUUUGCGUUUGUGGUGGUUCUAAAAUGAAUCAAACCGAAAGCAUUCUUUCGGGUUCACGAACUUUCGUCCGAUUUAUGGGUUAUGAGGUUGAAUACACAAAAUGGACGAUUUGUAUUUCUCUUUUGCUUGUAUGCAUAGCCUAUGACCAAAUCUCUUAUCAGUUUCAAAAGAAACAUCUCCCUGGUCCUCUCCUUAAAGUUCCCUUCAUGGGAUCGUUUUUGGAUAGCAUGAAGCCAACCUUUGAUAAGUAUAAGACCAAAUGGGAUUCUGGUCCUCUUUCCUGCGUUUCUGUUUUCCAUAAAUUUGUCGUCAUUGCCUCAGAACGUGACUUGGCUCGCAAAAUUCUGAAUUCUCCUAGCUACGUCCAACCUUGUGUCGUUGAUGCCGGUAAGAAAAUCCUGAAACAUACUAAUUGGGUUUUUUUGGACGGUCGCAAUCAUAUCGAAUACCGUAAAGGUUUAAAUGGCUUAUUUACUACUCGUGCUCUUGGUGUUUACCUGCCCGCCCAAGAAGAAGUGUACAACAAAUACUUCAAGGAGUUUUUGAACCAUAGUCAAGGUAAAUAUACCGAAUUCAUGAUUCCUUUCCGUGAUAUUAACGUUGCUACUUCUUGUCGCACUUUCUGCGGUCACUACAUUUCCGACGAUGCUAUCAAACACAUCGCUGAUGAAUACUGGCGUAUAACUGCUGCUAUGGAGCUCGUCAAUUUCCCUCUUGUUUUGCCUUUCACAAAGGUCUGGUAUGGUAUUCGCUCUCGUAAGGUCGUUAUGCAAUACUUCAUGAAGGCUGCCGCUGCCUCUCGUAAAAGCAUGGAAGCCGGUAACCCUCCCACAUGUAUGAUGGAGGAAUGGAUCCACGAAAUGAUUGAAACUCGCAAAUACAACAGCAACAAGGGUUCUGACGGUUUUGAAAAGCCCAGUGUCUUGAUUCGUGACUUUUCUGAUGAAGAAAUCGCUCUCACUUUCUUAUCCUUCUUAUUUGCUUCUCAAGAUGCUACUUCCAGUGCUAUGACUUGGCUUUUUCAAUACUUGGCUGAUUAUCCUGAAGUCUUGAAGAAGGUUCGUGAGGAACAAUUCCGUAUCCGUGGUGGUGAUAUCAAUGUACCCAUUAGUUUGGAAUUACUCGAGAAAAUGACUUAUACUCGCAUGGUUGUAAUUGAAUGUUUACGUCUUCGUCCUCCUGUUUUGAUGGUUCCUUAUCGUGUUAAGAAACCCUUCCCUAUCACUUCGGAAUACACUGUUCCCAAAGAUUCAAUGGUUAUUCCUACUCUUUAUGGUUCUUUACAUGAUCCUAAAGUAUAUCCUGAUCCUGAAUCAUUUAAACCCGAACGCUGGGAACCCAACGGUCUUGCUGAGCAAAACCCUAAGAACUGGAUGGUCUUUGGAAACGGCCCUCAUGUUUGUUUGGGUCAACGGUAUGCCGUUAAUCAUUUAAUUGCUUGUGUUGGUAAGGCUAGUUUGAUGCUCGAUUGGUCACACAAGCGUACGGCUGAUUCUGACACCCAAAUGAUUUUUGCUACUACUUUCCCUCAAGAUAUGUGUUUACUCAAAUUUAGUCCUUUCAAUCUCGCUAAUUUAAAGCUGCAUCUUGAAAAGGAAGGUAAAACGCAACCUGCUACUGCUACUGCUACUGCUAUCCCAACUAGCGCCUAGGCAUCAUCUCUAUAUGGCUUAUAGAGUUUUAAAGUAAGCUAACUUCGUUUCAUGGAUUAUAGAUAAAAGCAUGUUUAUGAAUUAAAAUGUAAGCUAUCUUGGUCUUUUGCUUUGCAAUUGGCAUAAUUCUGCUAGUAAUUAAUCGGCUGGAAUCUUUGGAAAAUAUAUAGUUACUGUUUAUUUUUACCCUUAUUUUUGUAUAAAAUUCGUGAUUC
This is a messenger RNA of Schizosaccharomyces cryophilus OY26, 1975 nucleotides long. RefSeq names its product C-22 sterol desaturase Erg5. The record is from RefSeq and is a predicted model, not a curated record. The transcript is spliced from 2 exons. Gene Ontology annotation, biological process: sterol metabolic process. Lineage: Eukaryota; Fungi; Ascomycota; Schizosaccharomycetes; Schizosaccharomycetales; Schizosaccharomycetaceae. Bases 132 to 1760 code for a protein of 542 amino acids. Gene Ontology annotation, molecular function: monooxygenase activity; heme binding; oxidoreductase activity, acting on paired donors, with incorporation or reduction of molecular oxygen.